UGAUUUUACUACAUCAACUUGAUCAUAGUUUUUCGGUUACACCAAUCGAUUUUGUCUCUGCUUUAAAAUCCAAAUCAACACACUUUUUACUUUACAGAAACAAACUGCAAACAGAAAACCACAAAGAGCCGUGCAUAUCUGCAACAUGGCAUGUAAAAGGAAGAAUCUCUUACCAACCAAAUGAAAUGUGUCGAACACUGACACCCUUUUUCAUCCUACAAGUACCAGCAAAAUCCAUUCCUAAUAGCUCAUCUCAUUCCCUACUGAAAUCCCCUUCAACAAAUUAAGCUUAGCUUGUUCAUGAUGAAGUCCUCAUCUCUAGCUUGUCUUGGUUUUUGCUUUCUUUUCGUGUUGAAUGGUUGUUUAGGUCAGAUAGAACAAGGAGUAGGAUGGCAAACUCAGCAACAACAGCAACAGUCACGCCGUUACCAAGGUCAGAGCCAGUGUCGCAUUGAGAACAUAAAUGCACAAGAACCUAACCGCCGUGUUGAGUCCGAAGCUGGUGUUACAGAGUUGUGGGACCAGAACAAUGAACAAUUCGAGUGUGCUGGUGUCGCUCCUGCGCGGUAUAUUAUUCAGCCUAAUGGACUUCUCUUGCCAUUUUUUGUUAAUGCACCAAGACUUGUCUACAUUGUUCAAGGUAGGGGUAUGUCCGGAGCUCUUAUCCCUGGCUGUCCUGAAACAUUCCACUCAAUUCGACAGUCUGCACAACUAAGAGGAAGACCCCAGCAACAGGGAGCUAGAGAUCAACAUCAAAAGAUCCGUCAAAUCCAACAAGGAGAUAUUUUAGCCUUGCCUGCUGGAGUAACUCACUGGUUGUACAACGAGGGAGAGACCCCACUUAUUGCUGUCUCCCUUCACGACACAAGUAGCAACGCUAACCAGCUCGAUCGCCAACUCAGGAGAUUCCAACUAGCCGGAAGCCAGCAAACGCAAACCAUGUCACCUUAUCAACAGCAACAACAACAGAGACAACAAGUUAGGGGUCAACAAGAUAUCCCAACAAACAACAUCUUCAGUGGCUUCAGCGUCGAAACUUUGGCUGAGGCUUUUGGUGUUAGCACCGAGACAGCAAGGAGACUACAGGGACAAGAUGACCAGAGAGGUAACAUCGUUUUUGUUGAAGGAGGGCUUCAUGCUAUCAGGCCACAACAAGGAGAAUAUGAAGAGGAACAAGAACAACGUUACCGGACCACAAAUGGGUUAGAGGAAACUAUUUGCAGUAUGAGACUCAAGCAGAACAUAGCUAAUCCAACAAGGGCUGAUAUUUACUCUGAAAAUGGUGGAAGAAUCACCACUCUCAACGGUCAGAAGUUACCCAUCCUUAACUUCCUCCAAAUGAGUGCUGAGAGAGGAGUUCUUUACCAGAACGCUCUACAUGCACCACACUGGCACUCGAACGCUCACAGCGUGAUCUAUGUCACCAGAGGAAGCUGUAGGUGUCAGAUUGUAGGUAACCAAGGUCGCCAAGUUUUCAACGGUCAACUCAACCAAGGUCAGAUGCUGGUUGUUCCCCAGAACUUCGCCAUGGUUAAACAGGCUGGAAAUGAAGGAUUUGAAUGGGUAUCAUUCAAGACUAAUGCCAACGCAAUGACAAGUCCAUUGGUUGGUAAAACUUCAGUAUUAAGAGCAAUGCCCGUAAAUGUCUUGAUGACUGCUUAUCAGAUCUCAAGGGAAGAAGCAAACAGAUUGAAGUACAACAGGCAAGAAGAGACAUUGAUACUUACCCCAGGAUCUAGAUCUCAGGUUAGGGAUUCAGCUUAAGCAUAAUGCAAGGUUUUGUUCUUUAUGGGGGUUUAUGCAGGGGUGAGUAGUAAUAAAGCUGCUCUUUCAGAAGGUUGAAGUUGGUCCAGCUCUCACAUGUAUGAGUCUUGUAAUAAAAACGACUGUACUCCUUUAAUAACAAAAUAAACUAGUACUACCUAUCACUCUCCUUCAAAUAUAUUCCGCCAGGCCAGCACCAUGUUCAUACUACUUUAAUCAAAACUUACCUAUCACUCUCCUUCAAAUAUAUUCCGCCAGGCCAGCACCAUGUUCAUACUACUUUAAUCAAAACUUGAAUGCACGAUGUAUGAAGUUUACCUAAGAAUAGGGAGGCAAAGAUG
Molecule: messenger RNA, 2105 nt
Organism: Papaver somniferum (opium poppy)
Lineage: Eukaryota; Viridiplantae; Streptophyta; Magnoliopsida; Ranunculales; Papaveraceae
Product: 11S globulin subunit beta-like
Exons: 4
Coding region: 301-1764 (487 amino acids)
Molecular function (GO): nutrient reservoir activity
Source: RefSeq, a predicted model, not a curated record